Molecule: messenger RNA, 1720 nt
Organism: Ascoidea rubescens DSM 1968
Lineage: Eukaryota; Fungi; Ascomycota; Saccharomycetes; Ascoideales; Ascoideaceae
Product: tubulin alpha chain
Exons: 3
Coding region: 22-1359 (445 amino acids)
Biological process (GO): nuclear division; microtubule cytoskeleton organization; nuclear migration by microtubule mediated pushing forces
Cellular component (GO): spindle; microtubule; nucleus
Molecular function (GO): GTP binding; structural constituent of cytoskeleton
Source: RefSeq, a predicted model, not a curated record
CACUCACAUCUGUAUUCCAAAAUGAGAGAAGUUAUUAGUAUCAAUGUUGGUCAAGCCGGUUGUCAAAUUGGUAACUCCUGUUGGGAACUUUAUUGUCUUGAACAUGGCAUUCAACCAGAUGGGUUUUUAUCUCCAGAUGUUUCACGCCCUGCUGGUGAUGAAUCCUUUUCCACCUUUUUCAGUGAAACUGGUUCAGGAAAAUACGUCCCAAGAACUGUCUAUGUCGAUUUAGAACCAAACGUAAUCGAUGAAGUUAGAAACGGUAAAUACAGACAACUAUUUCACCCUGAACAAUUAAUCUCCGGUAAAGAAGAUGCUGCAAAUAAUUAUGCCAGAGGUCAUUACACCGUUGGUAAAGAAUUAAUCGACCAAGUCAUGGAUAGAAUCAGAAAAGUAGCUGACAAUUGCAGUGGCUUACAAGGUUUCCUUUUCACACAUUCCUUUGGUGGUGGCACCGGUUCUGGUUUUGGUGCUUUAUUACUAGAACAAUUAUCCUUGGAUUAUGGUAAAAAAUCAAAAUUAGAAUUCGCUGUUUAUCCUGCUCCCCAAGUAUCAACCUCUGUUGUUGAACCUUACAACGCAGUUCUAACAACCCAUACAACUUUAGAACACUCUGACUGUACUUUUAUGGUUGAUAACGAAGCCAUUUACGAUAUGUGUCGUCGUAACUUGGAUAUUGCAAGACCUUCCUUUGAAAACUUAAACAGAAUGAUAGCUCAAGUUGUCUCCUCUGUUACUGCUUCUCUAAGAUUCUCCGGUUCUUUAAAUGUCGAUUUAAAUGAAUUUCAAACUAAUUUGGUUCCUUACCCAAGAAUCCAUUUCCCUUUGGUCUCUUAUGCCCCUGUUCACUCUGCUGCAAAGGCUUUCCACGAAUCAAACUCGGUUCAAGAAAUUACAAAUGCUUGUCUAGAACCAACUAACCAAAUGGUCAAAUGUGAUCCAAGAUUAGGUAAAUACAUGGCCACUUGUCUCUUAUAUAGAGGUGAUGUUGUUACAAGAGAUGUUCAACAAGCCGUCUCAAAUAUCAAAUCAAAAAAAAUUAUGCAAAUGGUUGACUGGUGCCCAACUGGUUUCAAAAUCGGUAUAUGCUUUCAACCUCCUCAAUAUGUUCCAGGUGGCGAAUUGGCUAAAGCUACUAGAGCAGUUUGUAUGUUAUCCAACACAACUGCAAUUGCCGAAGCCUGGACAAGAUUAGAUGCUAAAUUUGAUUUAAUGUAUAACAAAAGAGCUUUUGUUCAUUGGUAUGUCGGUGAAGGUAUGGAAGAGGGUGAAUUCGCUGAAGCAAGAGAAGAUUUAGCUGCUUUAGAAAAGGAUUAUGAAGAAGUUUCAAUGGAUACCAAUUUUGAAGAUGAAUAUUAAAAAAUUGAAACGAGUUAACUAACAAAAAAAUAAAAUAAAAUAAAAAAACACAAAGUAUCACCAUUACAAUCCUCAUUAAAAAUAUCAUUAAAAAUAUUGCUAAAAAUAUUUUUAGAUAAAUUUUAAUUGAUAAUACUCUGCUGGUUUCUAUUUUAUUUUUUAUUUUACAAUACCAAAUCAAUAUUAAUCUUUUGUUUCUUCUUCAUUAUACUAUCAUCAUUUCUAUCUUAUUAUCCUGUUUAAAGUUGUUUAAUGAGAACUUCCUUGCAAUUUUGUUCUAAAAUUAAUUACUUGGUUUAUCCUAAAUUUAUCCUAAAUUUUCUUUUAUCUUUUAAAAAACAAACUAACAUUUUUAUAUUUC